AGCAUGUUUUGGGUAUUCUACAGAUCAGUUCAACUGAUGGUGCCUCAGUGCAGGGCUGAUGAUUAGCUUGUCCGAGGCCAUUCAAAUUUUAAGAAAAUGAGCAGAUUCUUUGGAACCGGUUCUGAUUCAGAAACCGAGAGCUCCUCCAGUGGUGAUGAGGAGGUGCAACAGAGGGCUCAGGCCCCAGCUUCAGCCUUCCAGUGGAGUGAUGAAGAGGAGGAGACCAAGCGAGUGGUGCGUUCAGCCAAGGAGAAACGUUAUGAAGAACUCACUAACAUCAUUCGUCAAAUUAGGAACCAUCGGAAGAUCAAGGACAUGUCCAAGAUGCUAUCAGGAUUUGAAGAAUUGGUGCGUGCCCACCAGAAGGCAAUUCCAGUCAUUGCAAAGGAGGAAGGUGGAAUCACUCCCCGAUUCUACAUUCGUGUUCUUGUCGAGAUGGAAGAUACUGUGAAUGAAGUGUGGGAAGAUAAAGAUGCCAGGAAGAGCAUGAACCGAAACAAUGCCAAGAGCCUGAGCACACUUCGCCAGAAACUACGCAAAUACAACCGGGAGUUUGAAGAGGAGAUUUCUAAGUUCCGUGAGAAUCCUGACAUGGCAGAUGAGGAGGAACAGGAGGAGAAUGAGGAUGAUCUGGAUGAAGAUUCGGAUUCGGAUGCUGCAGUCGAGGGUCCAGAUGCUUUCAGAGUCAAACCCUCAGUACACGUAGAGAAAGAUCGAGGCCCAGAGAAGGUGGGAGCCUUGGACAAAGAUGCCAGUGAUGAUGACGAUGAUGAUUCCAUUGACUGGGGGGAGUCCUCGGAGAGCGAGUCGUCAUCCACCGACGACGAUACCAAGUACACCAACAUGAGGGAUAAGUUCUUGAAGAAAACUACACAGAAGGAAGAGGAGAAGGAGAAGAAAGAGAAAGAAAAAAAGAAGAAAGAGAAGGAGCGAGAGAAGGAGAAACGUAGAUACAAGGAGAAGGAUGAUGAUGAGGGCGAGUGGACCAAGGUGGUCAGUGGGCCUCCGCUGGGGAGCCUCCGGGAGAAGCUGAAGAUGUUCUCAAAGGAUUCUGAGGUAAACCACCUGACCGUGAUGAAGAAGCUGGCCGAGAUCGUGGCCGCCCGAGGGAAGAAGGGUACCGACCGCAAGGAGCAGAUCGAACUCCUUCAUGAGCUCAAGCGCAUUGCCGAUGAGAAUAAUCUUGGUCCAGCCAUUGCCAUCAAGAUAGACUUUGCCAUCGUUGCUGCCCUCUAUGACUACAACCCCACCAUCUCUGCGGCCAUGCGUCCCGAAUACUGGGAGAGGGUUCUGAUGAAGGUGAAUGAACUGCUGGAUGAUCUGAUGAAUCAAAAGGAUCUCCAAAUUGGGGAACAUGUGAGCGAGGAAAGUGAAUGCGUUGAGAAACCACCAUAUAGGGUUCGAGGAUGCAUCCUGACUGUGGUGGAGCGCAUGGAAGAGGAAUUCACCAAGAUGCUGAAGGAAUGUGAUGCUCAUUCCACAGAAUAUGUUGACAGGUGCAUUUCCUGCAUUUUCCACUAUGAGGCCUUCACUUCAGGAUGUACCAGAACCCUGGGUUUUGUUUAUUUGAAUCAGGAUGAGGCGGCUGUGUGCAAGAUCAUUGCCAAGCUCCGGACUUAUUUGGAACAGGAUCCCGUUCCAUCAGAGCUGUGCCGCUGCUACCUACGUCUCAUUGAGCAUCUCUAUUAUAAAUUUGACCCCAAUGUCUUUAAACAGAAAGAAGGGAAGCUGCCAACCACAGAAAGGACAAGCCUUCUGGAGCUGGAGGAAUAUUGCAAGUACAUCUAUGCCAAGGACAACACCGAUCGGCUGCGGACCCGGGCCAUCCUCUGCCACAUCUACCAUCAUGCCCUGCACGACAACUGGUUUGCGGCCCGGGAUCUCAUGCUCAUGUCCCAUCUUCAAGAUGCUGUUCAGCAUUCAGACAUCCCCACCCAGAUCUUGUACAAUCGGACGAUGGUCCAGCUGGGUCUGUGUGCCUUCCGACAUGGAAACAUCCGAGAUGCCCACAAUGCCCUCCUGGACAUCCAGUCUGGGGGUCGAGCCAAGGAACUCCUUUCCCAGGGCCUCCUCAUCCAGCGUCAAAUGGAGCGAAGCUCAGAGCAGGAGAAAAAGGAGAAGCAGCGGCAGAUGCCUUUCCACAUGCACAUAAACCUGGAGUUGCUGGAAUGUGUAUAUCUAGUAUCUGCCAUGCUCAUGGAAAUUCCCUACAUGGCUGCCCACGAGUUUGAUGCACGUCGCCGAAUGAUAUCCAAGAGCUUCCAUCACCAGUUGAAAGUAUCUGAGCGUCAAGCUCUGGUUGGACCGCCCGAGUCCAUGCGGGAACAUGUGGUUGCAGCCUCCAAAGCCAUGCGCAAUGGAGACUGGCGUGCCUGUAGAGACUUUAUCAUCAAUGAAAAGAUGAACUCUAAGGUCUGGGACUUGUUCUACCAAGCGGACAAGGUACGGGAGAUGCUCACCCUGAAGAUCCAGGAAGAGACGCUGCGCACCUACCUUUUCACUUUUUCCUAUGUCUACAACUCCAUCUCCCUGGAUACCUUGGCCCUACAGUUUGACUUGCCCAAGCCUUCGGUGCACUCCGUCGUCUCCAAGAUGAUCAUCAACGAGGAGCUGAUGGCCUCGAUGGACGAGCCGACCCAGACGGUGGUGAUGCACCGUACCGAACCGUCCCGCCUCCAGUCCCUGGCCCUGCAGGUUGCCGACAAGGCACUUACUUUGGUCGAGGACAACAGCAGGGAUUCCGCGAUCGCCAGCCGUACGACCGACGCCAGCAGCAAAACUGGGGUGACCGAGGAAGGCGACAGAUGGACAGGGCUUUCUAAAGGACUAUCUCUCCCAGUAAUAAAUAUUUUACCGUCUCACGGCGACACAAACGAGAAUCGGUUCGCCUUUGCAUCGUACCUGACUCACCGCACGAGAGAUUGGGUCACCCGAAGAAGAGGGGGAAAGAAGAGAAGUCGAACCGGCAACGGUUCCGUCGUUCUAAAUCGAAGAUGGACCGUCGAUGAGAGCGGGGUAGUCCCAACUUUCGCUCGGGCGGGAGCGGGAGCUCGUUGGCUCCAGGUUAGCAGGCACCGCGAUGGGAAUCGGAUGUGCGAACCGGUCUCUCUGAUCCGCCUCGUUCGAGGUCGUGUCUGCCGUGCGAGUCGACGGACCGAACGACGAGUCGGACUUCGACGCGUACCUCGAAGAGGUGGAUGGGGCUCUGGGACCUCGUCCUGCCGAUGGGAGGGUUCGGAUCGAAAUCGCCACCCUCGCCUACGGUCACCGUGGGCAACGACGGAAGAGAGUCGGUCGCGGAUGCAGGUCGCCUGCGUCGCCGAGCGAGGAGAUUCCGAGUCGCCGCCGUCCGCGAGAACCUCCAGGUCGACGGGCCGCUUCCCGAGAUCCACGGACCUCCAGCCGAUCGGUGAGCCUCGGGCAAGGCGGAGGGUUCGUACGGGGAGUCGGAAGCUCGGAGACCUGCCGAGCUCGAGUCCGUUACACUUCGACGAGGUCGAAGCAUCGCUUAAAUCUGGGUCCGCGCGAUAUGGCGAAGUCCUAAGAAGCGAAAGAAUUUUCUCGGACACCCAACCGGUUUACGCGCACCGU
Molecule: messenger RNA, 3591 nt
Organism: Darwinula stevensoni
Lineage: Eukaryota; Metazoa; Arthropoda; Ostracoda; Podocopida; Darwinulidae
Source: the annotation of a GenBank genome assembly